This is a messenger RNA of Staurois parvus, 449 nucleotides long. NCBI's taxonomy places the organism in Eukaryota, Metazoa, Chordata, Amphibia, Anura, Ranidae. The record is from the annotation of a GenBank genome assembly.
AUGGUGUCAGAAGAGCUGGGGAUAAGUGGGUACCACCAGUCCUCCUGGGGGCCCAGGUAGCUGGGUGAGUCGGAUGUGGGCAAGGAGGGCGAUGGGUGUGGCAGGGGGACAAUUACUGGAAACGAUCCCCUGUAUGGCUCCCUCUGCAGCAGCUGAAAGCUGGCUGCUUCUCCUCUCCCUCCUGCUGGCUUUCAACUGCUGCAGAGAGAGCCAUACAGGGGAUUGGUUCCAGUAUAUGCCUUCUGUCACACCCAUCACCCUCUCUGUGCACCAUACGUUUCUCCGCUGCUGUCCAGGCCCCCCUGUAUGCCCCUACCCCUGUAGUGCUGCUGGCUUCCCUCCUUUUCUUCCCACCAGCAGCUGCAAGCAGACAAUAGGAUCCUUCAGGAUGGAGAGUGGGGGAAGGGUCCAGUAAAUAUGUCACAUUUACCAGCCCCUUCCUUUCUUCA